AUUCUCAUUGAAUUUUCAGAAGGCUCGGUGGAGAUAUGCAAGGAGGGCACGAGGCUUGCCAUCAUGGGACCAGGCAAAAUCUUUGGGGAGAUAGCUAUCCUCUACAACUGCAAACGAACCGCUUCUGCAAGAGCACUGACAUUUUGCAAGUUGUGGGCAAUUGAAAGGAAAGUCUUCCAAGCCAUCAUGAUGACAACCGUACUGAAAAAGCAGGAAGAUUACACAAACUUCCUUAUGAGCGUUCCCGUCAUCAAUAGCCUGCCACCUCAGACAAUCAGCAAAGUGGUUGAUGCGCUCGAGGAAGUGAGGUAUGAACAUGGAGAGUACAUCAUCCGCCAGAACCAGCCUGGAGACACGUUCUACAUCAUCUCUAACGGAAGUGUUAAAGUAACUAAAGACUGCCCGAAUUCCGCUGAUGAAAUUUUUGUCUGCAUGCUCAGUAAAGGACAAUUUUUUGGGGAACUGGCUCUUGAAACAGAAGAAAAGAGAUCAGCCAAUAUCGUUGCAUGGGGAGGAACAGGAGUGACAUGUUUAGUUCUGGAACGAGUAGCUUAUAAGCAGUUGAUUGGCAGGUCCGGAUAUUUGAAACCUUCGACAUUGGAUAUUGUGGAAGCUGAAGAACCCCAACAAAAUCUUUCAAACGAAUUUUCUUCUGUUCAGCUGAGCGAUUUAAAAGUGAAAGCAGUAAUUGGAGUUGGCGGAUUUGGCCGAGUUGAAUUGGUUGUUUUGAACAGAGAUAAUGAAAAAAAACUGCUGGCACUGAAAAGUAUGGCCAAGUGUCACAUCGUUGAAACGUCACAGCAAGAACAUGUCAUGAACGAGAAACAAAUUUUAUCUGAAAUUAAUAACAGCUUCGUCAUCAGAUUGUAUAAAACCUUCAAAGACCGAAAGUAUUUGUACCUGCUGUUGGAGUUGGGCGAGGGGGGUGAGCUCUGGUCUCUGCUCAGGGAGAGAUUGGCAUUCGACUCCAACGCUACCCGAUUUUACAGUGGCUGUGUCAUUGAGGCACUGGAUUAUCUACAUUCAAGGCACAUCAUAUUCAGAGAUAUCAAACCGGAAAAUCUCGUGCUUAAUCAUCUUGGCUAUGUUAAAUUGGUUGAUUUUGGAUUUGCCAAGCGCAUCGGAGUUGGUCAAAAAACGUUUACGUUUUGUGGUACGCCAGAGUACGUUUCACCAGAAGUCAUUUUGAAUAAAGGACAUGAUUAUGCUACAGAUAUCUGGUCUUUGGGCAUACUCAUUUAUGAGUUGCAUAUCGGCAGUCCUCCUUUCAACGGCUCAGACCAUAUGAAAACGUACAAAAAGGUUUUGAAGGGCAUUGAUUCCGUCGAGUUUCCAAAAUUGUUCAACAAGUUAUCCCAACAGUUGGUGAGGCAGCUCUGCAAGACGAAUCCAAACGAUCGACUCGGCUACAGCGUCAAUGGUAUGAAAGCCAUCAGGAAACACAAAUGGUUUGAUGGCUUCAACUGGGAUGGUCUAAGAAGCAUGUCCAUCAAAGCUCCUCACUCAGUUAAGGUGAUGAACGAAUCGGACCUGCCCAACUUGGAAUACGUGACAGACGAACCAACCCAGCAGGCGGCCGAUGAUGACACUGGCUGGGAUGUAGAUUUUUAAAGCAUCGAAAUUAGAAAUUUCCUUGAUGAAGAACAAAUGUAUUGGAGGACUUUUUAAAAUUAUUUUAUCUUGAAAAUUUAGUAAACUUGAUCAUUUAUCAAAAUCUUAUUUUGAAAUGAUGUUUCAAUUAUGUUUCUUCUCUUUUUUGCUGCAAAUAAUAAAUUAUAAUGACAUGGAAGUACUGAAAUGAAGAACGACAGUAGUUGUGCAAAUAUUGUCAUAUGACAUCCAUAUCAUCUUACUGCUACGUAUCACCCAAUAUCAUCUUAUUGUCAUAUCACCCAAUAUAAAUUUUAUUUAAAAAUAAAAUGUACUCAGUUCUGUUCAAA
Molecule: messenger RNA, 1940 nt
Organism: Helobdella robusta
Lineage: Eukaryota; Metazoa; Annelida; Clitellata; Rhynchobdellida; Glossiphoniidae
Exons: 14
Coding region: 64-1611 (515 amino acids)
Biological process (GO): protein phosphorylation
Molecular function (GO): ATP binding; cGMP-dependent protein kinase activity
Source: RefSeq, a predicted model, not a curated record